AUGUCUGGACGUGGAAAAGGCGGUAAAGUGAAGGUAAAAGCAAAGUCACGGUCAAAUAGAGCAGGAUUACAAUUUCCAGUUGGCCGUAUUCAUCGGCUUUUAAGAAAGGGUAAUUAUGCCGAACGCAUUGGAGCCGGAGCACCAGUUUAUCUGGCAGCAGUAAUGGAAUAUCUGGCUGCUGAAGUACUCGAGUUAGCCGGAAAUGCUGCUCGUGAUAAUAAAAAAACUAGAAUUAUUCCGAGACAUUUGCAACUUGCGAUCCGAAAUGACGAAGAAUUAAAUAAACUAUUGUCUGGCGUAACUAUUGCUCAGGGCGGUGUCCUACCGAAUAUACAAGCUGUUUUGCUUCCAAAAAAAACAGAGAGGAAAAUAUAAUUAAAAAUUUGCAAAUAGAAAAUGGUUCUUCUUAGGACCACCAGAUUAGUUGUUCUUUAAGGUGUUAUCUCUUUGUUAUUAUGUAAUUAAUAUAUCGAUGUAAAAAACUGUUCUAAAUAUAUACAAAUGUCAUUCUCUAUA
This is a messenger RNA of Vespula pensylvanica (western yellowjacket), 516 nucleotides long. Its product is annotated as histone H2A-like. Gene Ontology annotation, molecular function: protein heterodimerization activity; DNA binding; structural constituent of chromatin. The record is from RefSeq and is a predicted model, not a curated record. Lineage: Eukaryota; Metazoa; Arthropoda; Insecta; Hymenoptera; Vespidae. Bases 1 to 375 code for a protein of 124 amino acids. Gene Ontology annotation, cellular component: nucleosome. The transcript has a single exon.